AUGUUGGUCUGGCAGGUUUGGAUCGGGUUGGCAGCUGUGCUUUUCUUUCCAGUGCUGCUCGUGCUGGUGAACGUGAUGAAGAACAGGCGCAUCAGCGGCGAGCUUCGGUGGGACAAGCUCUACAUGCGCGCCGUCGUAGACGACGAGGAGCACUGGAACCUCGGAUGGCGCCUAGAGGACCUCGCGAAACAGACCCUCAACCAGCGGGCCAGGAUGGCCGUUCUCCUAGAAACCCUGAAAAACACCCCUUUACCCGACCUCAAGCACAGCGGCGUUUUCUCUAUCCCGAAAGCUGCCAAGGCUGCGGCGGCGUGGGUUGGCGGGGGAGGAGGUGGGACCGGGGACGGUGCGCCAAGGGGGGCCGAGGGGGAAGAGGAGGGGGGGGGGGUGUCCAGGGCGGUUUCGUUCUCCAAGGUCUUUGCGGAGGAGGAGAACUUGAAUCGCGUGGUCGCCAUCUCGUGCGCCACGAGACCGAACGUGUAUGUGCAGGUGGGCAUGCACCCGAUGGUAGCUUCAGCGGAAGCUGGCUGCAAGGUCUACUCCGCGGCGACUUCGCUGGACCCCCACGCGCUCUUCGAGAAGAUCGAGCUCGGUGAGGGAAGAUUUGCCCUGCGGGCCUUUUCCAACCGAAGGUUCCUGCGGGUGGUACCCCCGCCUCCUACCACCGGGUGGAGCGAUUGGACUGUCUGGGCACUCGAGGUCGGAGCGCCAGAGGUUGGCCUGCCGGAGGUGUUCCAGAUGCGCGACGGUAUGGUGUACAGCGAGGUCAUGCACGGCUACCUCUCGUGCUCUGGGGCUGGGGCAGAAGCGGAGGUGAAGGGCUUCGUGGGAGAGUACUUGUGGCAGAACGAGGAGUCGUACCAACUCAUCUUCGACCAGGUGUCCCACGAGGCCGUCGAGCGAGCGAGGCUUCUGCGAGACGUGUCGAGAGCAGUGAACUACAGGCAACAGCGAGAGGCCGACGAGUACAUCGAGGCGGCGGAGCGCGACGCGGAGAGAAGAAACAACAGGAAGAGAAUAACCAUCGCCGUGUGCAUCCCGAUGACCAGCCGGGGCACCUUGAUGAACUCCCCCUACGACAGCCCCGUGUGGACGCACGCCUUCAGCACGUUCCUGUCUAGCACGGACUUUGGGCAUCCCAGGUUCCGGUUCCACUGGUACUUCGGGUUUGAUGCCGGCGACCCAAUCUACGAUGCCGCUGGCGCUGCUGCGCACCUCCACAAGCAAUUUGGCAAGCUUGCGAUAGAGGAGUUCAGAAGGCAAGGUUUGACUGCUAACGACGUUGAGCACCGCUGGCGUGACGGCAGCUUGAGGCUCAAGGCUAAGCACUACCUGGGAAUGGAGCACGCGCCAUCGUACGUGGUGAGCGCCCUCAUGCAAGACGCCUACGACGACGGCUGCGACUACCUCUACCAGAUCAACGACGACACCCUCAUCAACACGCCGGGCUGGGCGGAGGUCUUCACCUCCGCCCUGAGAGACAACCCGCUAGGGAGAAACGUGGGCGUGACCGGCCCUGCGGACACGAACAACCGUCGGAUCCUCACGCACGCUUUUGUUCACAGGACUCACAUCGACAUCUUCGGCCGCUUCUUCCCGCUAUCGUUCAAGAACUGGUGGUCUGACGACUGGAUCUCCAACGUCUACGGUCGCGAGCACACGCUCAGGGACCACGCCGUGACGAUCACCCACGACGUGAGGUCGCAAAAGGAAGACGCUCCCAACCGCUACGACGUGGACACGAGCGCCGAACGUUCCCUGCUGAAAGAGCUCAAGAUCGGAUGGAGCGGAGCGCCGCCCCGAGAAUUUGGGUUCGAACGCGAUGUCAUGUGACUAUGGCGCCACCAGAGAGGUACAGCAGUAGUCCCGCAAGGCCGUUGGCACGUCUACUUUUCAAGGAUGGGGGGUGUCCCUGCCGUCGCAGUUUUAUUUGGUCGGUACUGCCGGGGUGCUGCCGGGCCUCCCGCUCUCCACGGGCCCUAAAGUAUGGCAAUAAGCCGAGACCCGCUGUGCUUAGGGCGCACUAUUUUUUUCUGGACACGGUGCCGCAUCCCUCCAGCUGCCCGGGUCCACUGCGACAUGUAUGCACAGCAGUCGUUCCGAUUGUCUCCAGGCCGGCGAAAAUGGAGGGGUCUUGGAAGUAAAAUUCUUGGACAACCAGAACACUUUCAGGCAGGGAGAACGGCUGUGUUUCGGUCGCUUCGGACCUGGAAAUAGAAAUGGUUUCUACUUCACUGUCUGUAAGGAUGGGGGUCUGGAGCGAGGGAGUGGGUUUUAGUCGGUUGAAAGACGAGCUUCCGGCGAGGAAAUUAUGCGGCCGAGUGGGGAUAGAUAGCGUCGGGGAUAGCCCGACAUUUUUUUUGGUACGAUAUUGCUAUCGCCGUUUCGCUCUACGGCAUAGGGUGGUCAUCAUCGAUGUGAAUAACUUGAGAGAAGGCUAGCAUGUAUUGCAGCUAAUUGCAGUGCAUGUUUAACAUCACUCUUCUGCUUUCCGCUCUGCAGUGACCAACACAUCGAGCCAUGGCUACGUAAUGCAGGAGUGUCUCACGACCUCAAUUGUUUUUCUUCGUACGUUGUGUUUAUCACUCUUGUCGAUCUAUGGUAAGGGUGCGCUCUCUUCCCCUGUCCGUGAAGCGAAGCAUGAGACUAUGUAAGUUUUUCGUUGUUGCUGUUUUUUUGGAAACCCUUCUCUUCGCUGGGACAGGUAGAGAAGACCGGGGACGAUAUGUGGCGACAAUGUUAGACUUCGGACUGAGGGUUGUAUUGACCGUGUUAUGUGCUCGUUGAGUGCGGUGGGAGCCUGGAACGUAUCAAUAGUGCCCACAAUACCGGUGAAACGAGUCCGAAGUUUGCUGAGCUCGCAGCACGGGUAGGGAUGGUUGUUUGCUUGUCGACGUCUUUUAGUGUGUGCUCGUUUGUGUUUGUGAAAUUGUAGGAGUGAUUUGAGUAGAGUGUGGUAUUUUUAUUCUGUUGUUGCAGGGCCUGU
Messenger RNA from Ectocarpus siliculosus, 2986 nucleotides. Lineage: Eukaryota; Phaeophyceae; Ectocarpales; Ectocarpaceae. The record is from the annotation of a GenBank genome assembly.